AUGUCAACAUUCAGAAAGUGGGUCGCCAUCGUCGUCAUCAGCUCUGCAUCGCUGUGCGCUACCUGUGCGUCGUCAGUGGCGUCGUUCACGGAGGCAGGUGAAGCCGCAACCUUUGGUGUUUCAAAAGAGGUGGCAAUCCUGGGUAUCAGUUUGUAUGUUGCGGGUCUCGGUGUCGGACCUCUGUUUGUUGGACCCCUUUCCGAGGUAUACGGGCGUAACAUUGUGUACCGCGUAUCGUACCUUUUAUUCCUCAUCUUCACUUUCCCUGUCGCCUUCGCACCCGAUAUCGGUACUUUCUUGGCCUUCCGGAUCUUGACCGGCUUCUGCGGAUCCGCAUUUUUAAGUGUGGCUGGCGGCAGCGUCAGUGACAUGUUCGCCAACGAACAUGUUGCAAAUCCGAUGGCAUUCUACACUAUGUCACCAUUUAUUGGACCCGUUUUGGGACCUCUGUACGCUGGAUUCAUUAAUCAAAACACGGACUGGAGAUGGACAUACCGCGUUCAGAUCAUCUGGAUCUUCGUUGAGGUUAUCAUGUUGUUUUUUGUGCGCGAAACAUACGUUCCCGUGAUUCUUAAGAGAAAGGCAGCGAGGAUGCGUAAAGAAACCGGUAACGAUAAAUAUUACGCGCCCCUCGACCGACGCAACCAGAGUUUGCUCAGAGAGAUCGUCGUUAGCUGCUAUAGACCUUUCGAACUAAUGAUUUACGAGCGUAUGGCCCUGCUGCUAAAUACAUGGACUGCGCUACUACUUGGUAUCCUCUACCUCACCUUCCAAGCUUUCCCGUACAUCUUCGAGCAGAAUCACGGAUUCAACGUGCAGACCACUGGUCUGGCUUUCCUCGGCCUCGGCGUAGGCAUAGUCAUCGGGUCAUUAACGCAGCCCUUCUGGAACAGAAUUUUCGCGCGCGAGUCCGCGAAAUAUAACGGGAACCCGCCUCCCGAGUCACGGCUGAUCAUCGGGAUGGCUGGCGCCAUUCUGUGCCCCAUCAGUCUGUUCUGGCUCUCGUUCACUACUUAUCCUGCCGUCCCGUGGAUAGUCCCCGAGCUCGCGUCGAUCCCGUUCGGAAUGGGGAUGCUCUUCGUCUUCAACGCCGUUUUCACAUAUCUUGUCACCGCCUACCGGCCUAUUGCUGCGUCCGCGCUCGCGAGCAACAGCUUUCUUCGGUCGUCAUUCGCGGCCGCGUUCCCGCUAUUUGCGGGCGCAAUGUAUGACAAACUCGGUACGGUCGGUGCGACGGCCCUCCUGGCCGGUUUGACGACGCUCAUGGCGCCUCUUCCGUUUGUCUUCUUCAAGAUUGGCGCGCGCCUAAGGCAGAAUUCAAAGUUCACAACACGCUAA
This is a messenger RNA of Coniophora puteana RWD-64-598 SS2, 1338 nucleotides long. RefSeq names its product MFS general substrate transporter. Gene Ontology annotation, biological process: transmembrane transport. Gene Ontology annotation, molecular function: transmembrane transporter activity. Lineage: Eukaryota; Fungi; Basidiomycota; Agaricomycetes; Boletales; Coniophoraceae. The transcript is spliced from 13 exons. The coding region runs from base 1 to 1338 and encodes 445 amino acids. The record is from RefSeq and is a predicted model, not a curated record.